ACGGCGAGGGAGACACAAGGCGAGUGUCCCUACUCCGAGGGCAGUCUCGGUGUGCAAGCGCAUAGCAUAGCAGGAGCCACAAGAAAAAAGGCCCAUGGCUUCCUUCUCACCGAGUGGCCGGAUGACACGGACGGCGGCAUCUUCUCUGGCAGCGCGCGUGGUCCUCGCGCUCCUCCUCCUCAUCGGGGUAUCCGGUUCCGGAGCCACCCAGGCAGCGUCUCCCCACACCCACCACAGUCGGCAGCUGGAUGUGAACCACAAGAAGCCAGUGCAGACGUUUCGGCCCAUCAACAUUGCCCACCGAGGGUCAAAUGGCGAACUGCCCGAAGAGACAGCGGCCGCCUACCUGAGGGCGAUCGAAGAAGGCGCGGACUUCAUCGAGACGGACGUACUCGCGUCCAAGGACGGGCAUCUCGUCUGCUUCCACGAUGUGACGCUGGACGCGACCACCGACGUCGCGGACCACGCGGAGUUCGCUGGCAGGAAGAGGACCUACGAGGUCCAAGGAGAAGAUGUCACCGGAUGGUUCAUCGUGGACUUCACUCUUGAAGAGCUCAGAUCACUGAGGGUGAAGCAGCGGUUCAGUUUCAGGGACCAGCGGUACAACGGCAAGUACCAGAUCAUUACGUUCGAAGAGUACAUCCUGAUCGCGCUCUACGCUGACAGGACCGUCGGGAUCUACCCGGAGAUCAAGAACCCCGUGUUCAUCAACCAGCACGUGAAGUGGUCGGACGGAAAGCGAUUCGAGGACAAGUUCGUGGAGACGCUGCUCAGGUACGGCUACGGAGGCGAGUACAUGUCCGAUGGCUGGCUCCGGCAGCCGCUGUUCAUCCAGUCCUUCGCGCCGACCUCGCUCAUCUACGUCUCCAACAUGACGGACUCCCCCAAGCUGCUCCUGAUCGACGACACGACGGUCCCGACGCAGGACACCAACCAGUCGUACCACGAGAUAACCUCGGACGCCUACCUCGCGUUCAUCGGGAGCUACGUGGUGGGGAUCGGGCCGUGGAAGGACACGCUGGUGCCUCCGGACCCGACAGACAACCGCCUGGGACGCCCCGCCGACCUCGUCGCGCGAGCGCACGCUCUGCGUCUCCAGGUGCACCCGUACACCUUCAGGAACGAGAACCAGUACCUGCACUUCGACUUCCGGCAGGACCCCUACGCCGAGUACGCGUACUGGCUCGACGAGGUCGCCGUCGACGGGCUGUUCACCGAUUUCACUGGUAGUCUGCACAAGUACCAGGAGUGGACUAGGCCGUACCGGAAGGAGCAGGAGAAGACGAGCCCGGAGGCACUCUUGCGCGAGAUCGCGGGCAUGCUCAAGAACGACGGCUAUGACUGAUGACUUAGGUUGCCUUCAGUUUUCCCCGUCUGUCACUCUCUCUGUAAUGGUUAACUAAAUAAUAAAGCGACGGUUUCAUGGAUGCAUCAUCUGGACGUG
Molecule: messenger RNA, 1444 nt
Organism: Zea mays
Lineage: Eukaryota; Viridiplantae; Streptophyta; Magnoliopsida; Poales; Poaceae
Exons: 7
Coding region: 95-1345 (416 amino acids)
Biological process (GO): lipid metabolic process
Molecular function (GO): glycerophosphodiester phosphodiesterase activity
Source: RefSeq, marked validated